GCGGGGACGGGCGGGCUUGCCGGGCGGCGCGAGGCGGAGCGCGGGCGGUCGGGGGAGCUCGGGAGGGCGGACGGCGGCGCGAGCGCUCGGCCCCGGGGCUGCGGGGAGCAGGCGGACACCGCGGCGGCGGCGGCGGCAGUGGCUGCUGCUGCUGCAGGACUGAGCCCAGCCAGGGGACACCGCCCCUGCCCCGCGCUCUGCUUCAGCCCAGCGCUGCUCCCCAGGGGCCUGUGCGGACUCGCCCCGCGUGACGUGCCACGAUGUCUGACCGGAAGGCAGUGAUCAAGAACGCAGACAUGUCUGAGGACAUGCAACAGGAUGCCGUUGACUGCGCCACACAGGCCAUGGAGAAAUACAACAUAGAGAAGGACAUUGCUGCCUAUAUCAAGAAGGAGUUUGACAAGAAGUAUAACCCCACCUGGCACUGCAUCGUGGGCCGGAAUUUUGGCAGUUAUGUCACACACGAGACGAAGCACUUCAUCUAUUUUUACUUGGGUCAAGUCGCCAUCCUCCUCUUCAAGUCAGGCUAGGAGGCCGAGGAGAAGGUGUCAGUGGCGGCGGCGGCGGCGAUGGCAAACAGGCGGCCUUGCUGGGACUGUUUUGCACUGGGGCCAGCAUCAGGAAGUCCUCUCCAAUGGCUGUGCUACUGCAUGGACUGUAUACUCGAUUUCAUGUGUGUGUCGCAGUAAACAAAAACCAAACUUCUUUCUGUUUAGUUGCCUGGGGAAGAAGGCUGCUUUAUGUUUAUUUUUUUUAAGACUUUAAAAAUAUUUUUUGGUUGUACUGCACUAGGAAGUCUCUCCCACCCUCCUUUUCUCUUUCUCUCCCUGUAUAAAAUACAAGGCCCUCAGCAAAGCCCGAGCGACUAGGAGGCUGAGGGCUAGAACCAGGUCUCUGGAGGUGGAGAUCUCACGGCAGCUGCCUCUUCCUGGGGUGAUGCUGCUGGAGGAGGGCCGGAGGCUGUGAGGACAGUGGUAGGCUUGGCAAGGGGAAGGAGAGGAGGUUGGGUGGGGAUCGCUCUAGUACCAGGGAGAAUAUUCCACUGAACUGUGACUUUAUUACGGCUUGGGGCAGGGUGGGUGGGUGCAGUCUUUAAGAGCCCUGAGAUGUGUCUGUGGUGUGGGAUUGGGGAGCAGACUCGUCUUGCUGUCUGUCUGUCUGUCAGGGUUUCUAAGUAAGGGCUGUGUCUUUGUGGGUUCCCUUCCCUGUUCUCCCGGCCACCAUGACACAGAAGGCUGUGGGGAGGAGGGUUAGCCUGACUCUUCCCCUUUACCUCCUGCCGUCCGCUCCCCGCUUAGCCCUCGGUUCUUCUCAUUCCUCAGUUCUCUUCGAGCAGCCCUGUCGGCUGCAAGGGAACUCCUGGUGACUGUAGUUCCUUAGUUAGGUCUUAGCGAUCAAACCAAAUCAGCGUCCCCUGGAUUCUUCCUUGUGUGUGUUUGUGUUCGUCUGUGUGCGUGUGUGGGGUGGGUCUGGGGUAGAAGGGAGGGAAGGGGCAGGAUAGGUGGACUCUAGGGUGUAUGGGGACGUAGGGGGCACAGUUAGUUCCAAGUGGGCUUCUAUGUUGCCUGUCGGGGUGAGGACAGGUUGGUGUCACACCAUCCUCCUCCCCUCAGCCAUCUAGUGUGGACACCCCGCUUUGCCCUGUGGCUGGCUGUUCCUGGGGAAGUUUUUGGGAAGGUCACCCAGGACAAGAUGGCCAUACUGCCAUCUGCCCUGGAGUUGGAUCUGGGGGCAGGGGCAACUCUUGGCUGGUCCCAGCCUCUUGUGGGAAUGGAAGAAGGGAGGGCCGAGCGGGGCCCCUUGGAACAGGUCUGAAGUACAGUAAGCAGCUCGUGAGUCAGGAGGUGGAGAAGGGCUGUGAGUGGGAGGACCUUCCAGAGUGCAAGGGAAAGCUCGGCUGUUGUUGACAUGAUGGGGUGGGUGGGGGCUGUCAUUGCCAAUUGAGCUGCUGGUUCUCAUGAAUCACAUUCAGAACAUGGAGUAGGGUUGACACUGUACGGGGCGGGGGAAGGCAGGAGAAUGUCCCUUCCUCCUAAGCCCUUAGUGUGUAUUGAGCUUUUUUUUCCUUCAGGGCUGGCAGGGAGGGUGGGCACUAGUGACUGAGUUCCCUGUGCAAACCUUUCAUUGGGUACCAGAUUGAAUGUUUGAUUUUAGGUUUUAUUUUUCUUAACGAACGUCCAGAUGUGUGUUUCUCCCUGCCCUCCAAGACUCUGGCCAGUUGGAAGUGUCUAGUUUUUGUUCAUCUCUCAUUUCUGGUGCAGGGCUGAGACCCUGCUACAUCUAUGCUCUGCAUCCACGCCUCUUUUGGACAUUAAAGGUCGAUUGAUGCACUUCUGA
Peromyscus leucopus (white-footed mouse) is the source of this 2337-nucleotide messenger RNA. RefSeq names its product dynein light chain LC8-type 2 (gene Dynll2). The record is from RefSeq and is a predicted model, not a curated record. The transcript has 3 exons. Bases 261 to 530 code for a protein of 89 amino acids. NCBI's taxonomy places the organism in Eukaryota, Metazoa, Chordata, Mammalia, Rodentia, Cricetidae. Gene Ontology annotation, cellular component: cytoplasmic dynein complex. Gene Ontology annotation, biological process: cilium assembly; microtubule-based process. Gene Ontology annotation, molecular function: dynein light intermediate chain binding; dynein intermediate chain binding.